GUUGUUUAUUUUCACAGAGUACAUUUAUUUACUUCUCCAAUCCAAUUUUCGAAUUUUAGUGAUAUAUCCUUUUUUUAUUAGGUUCAUUUUAACAUUUACGUUUGUGUUAUAAAAGUUGUCAUUAAACAUAGUAGUGUAAUAGAUUAUUUGCUAAAAUAUUGCUCGACUUUAGUAUUACAACUAAAUGAUUGUUGAUUGUAAUAUUAUAACCUAUAAGAGAAAUGGCAGAAUUAAACGUAGACGAAACCAUAACAAAAUACGAGAGCUUCAUUAACGAUGUUCUAAAAGAAGACUUGCGACAAUUGCACCAGCGACUGCAGGGUGUUAACGCAGAGAUAUCUGAUUUAAUACAACAGAAGCACACAUUAAAAGUUAUCACUAACAAGCAAACACACCCACAUGGGUUUAAAACACAAGUAAAUAUAGGUUGCAAUUUUUUCAUGGAAGCCGAAGUACCUGAUACAUCCACUUUACUCAUGAAUAUUGGUCUGAAUCACUAUUUAGAGUUAAGUAUAGAAGAAGCAAAUAAGUAUUUAGAUGUAAGAAUAAAAGCUUAUGAGAAGAAAGCAGAAGAAUUGCAACAGAAAGCUGCUGAGACUAAGGCACAUAUAAAGAUGAUGUUAUUCGGUAUUGGAGAGUUACAAAACAGUGCUUCAGGGAAAAAAAGUUGAUAAUUUAAUAAAAUUAUAUUGUCAAAAUUUGUUUAAAAAGUUACAAUUUGUUUAUUGUUAUAUUAUUAUAAUCAAUUACAAUCAUACUUAAUGAAAACAUAAACAAGUUUUGUUGAAAUUAUCACAGAAAUAUUCACAUAAUGAAAUUAGUUUGCUAAUAAUUGCUUGAUAAUUGGAUUAUUUAAUAAAUUAAAUUUUUAUUUGUAUAACUAUUGGAUAUCAGCAGAUGGUCUUUUUGUCAAGUUAAUUAUUAAUUUGUUUACAUUUUGAUCGAGUUCUAUCGUAACAGACUAUAGUAAAGCAAAUUGGCUGCUUGAAGGUCAGUGGCUACUAUGACCUAUUAAUAUUGUAAUAUCUGAGCCAUCACCGUCACAUUGCCUUUAGACUUUAAUAUUUUGGGUAACAAUUUCAUUGCCAUAUCUCAUUACAUUUCAUGUAAUUUACUAUUUAUUGUGUUGUGAUAGAAUUUCUUAUCGUCGUAUCAACUUGAUGAUUAUUAUUGAACAUAGGCCUCCUCCAUAAGGGAUGGUUUUGCCAGUAGUUGCUACAAUUAAAGAGCAGAUUGGCAACUGAAGUUAGGCUUUGCAGAUGUUUUAAGAGGACUGAAGGAAUUUCUUAUACUGAUAAUAUUACUAUUACAAA
Galleria mellonella (greater wax moth) is the source of this 1313-nucleotide messenger RNA. RefSeq names its product protein UXT (gene Uxt). NCBI's taxonomy places the organism in Eukaryota, Metazoa, Arthropoda, Insecta, Lepidoptera, Pyralidae. Gene Ontology annotation, molecular function: transcription corepressor activity. The record is from RefSeq and is a predicted model, not a curated record. Bases 222 to 671 code for a protein of 149 amino acids. Gene Ontology annotation, biological process: negative regulation of transcription by RNA polymerase II. The transcript is spliced from 2 exons.